Molecule: messenger RNA, 1065 nt
Organism: Fusarium keratoplasticum
Lineage: Eukaryota; Fungi; Ascomycota; Sordariomycetes; Hypocreales; Nectriaceae
Exons: 9
Coding region: 1-1065 (354 amino acids)
Molecular function (GO): methyltransferase activity
Source: RefSeq, a predicted model, not a curated record
AUGGCUCAAGAAGAAACCACCGCACCGGAGUCGCCGGCUCAGGCCCAACCCCAGCCACCCUCGACGCAGGCUGACCCGCAGUUGCCGGACCUUGCAGGACAGGAGCCUUUACAGGUCGGAAACGACGUUGAAGAUGACGGCUACGCUGCCUCUGAGGUAUCUGCCAGCGUUCUCUCCUCGCUCAACUCGAGUGUUUUCCACUACAAGUACGAGAACGGCCGUCGUUAUCAUGCGUUCCGGGAGGGUGCAUAUCUAGUGCCCAAUGACGAUGAAGAGCAGGACCGCAUGGACUUGGGACACCACAUUUAUAGUCUGCUCCUUGGAGGGGAACUUUAUCGCGCUCCUAUCGGAAAAAGCCCGCAGCGCGUCCUUGACCUGGGCACCGGCACUGGCAUCUGGGCCAUGGACUUUGCAGACCAGCACCCAUCCGCAGAGGUCGUCGGUACCGACUUGAGCCCCAUCCAGCCCAGGUGGACACCGCCCAACUGUACGUUCGAGGUCGAUGAUUUAGAGCAGGAUUGGGUCUAUCACAACAAGUUUGACUAUAUCCACGCCCGCGAGCUGGGAGGGUGCGUCGCCGAUGAUGAGAAGCUUUUCCGCCAAGCCUUUGAGCAUCUUGCCCCCGGUGGCUACUUUGAGAUGCAAGCUGUUUAUCCUCGCUUCCUAUCUGAUGAUGGCACGGCCGGGCUGGCAAAGGACGCCCAGUUUUGGAUGAAGAACAUCUGCGAGGGGGCCGUCAAGUUCGGUAAGCCCCUCGACUCAGCGCCCGGGUGGCUGGAGAAGAUGAAGACCGCUGGGUUCGUCGAUGUCAAGCAGGAGAUUCGCAAGUUUCCCAUGGGCGGUUGGGCGAAAGAUACGAAACUUAAGGAGAUUGGCAGGCAUGCACUCAUCCAGGAGCAGCAGGUCAUUGACUCGUAUACGCCUGGCAUUUUUUCCCGCGUGCUUGGAUGGGACGAGAAAGAGAUCCAGGUCCUGAUCGCAAAGGUGAAGAAUGACCUCAAGAAUCCUGCCAUCCACCUAUAUGUACCUUGUUAUCUCAUCUGGGGUAAGAAGCCGGAGGCAUGA